AUGAUAUCGGACGGGUAUCGUGAAAGCUCCGUGGUAUCCCCGGAAAACGGCGAGCAGGACUUCUUGGACUGGGGUGCUCUACACAAAGCCCGAGGCUUGGUAGCCUACUAUGUUUCUGGUCACGGUUGGGGGCACUUGACUCGAUCCUUGGCUUUGGCUUGUGAGUUGCUCACGCACCAGUUCUGCGUACUCCUCUGCACGCCUGUGUCUCCAGAUGCGGUUCAUGCACAGCUGCUGCUGCUCCUCGGGGCCUACCGAACGCACGCCGUCGAGUUCCCGCAAAGCUUACGUCCUGAAGAGCAGCUGCGCGUUCGCGCGGUCAAGCUUGACGUUGGUUGCAUCCAAAGCGAUGCACUCACGAUCGACGCAGCGGCUACACUGACGGCUUAUCGAGAGAUCAAUGAACGUCGCCAGACACUCAUCCGAGUCGAGUCUGCUAUGCUGCGGAGGUUGCAGCCGCAGCUCAUUCUUGCCGAUGCCGUUGCGCUUGCAGCGGCUGCCGCGAAAGCUGCUGCGCUCUCCGAUCGAUUCGUCUUUGUCACGAACUUCUUGUUCAGUGCUAUUUAUGACCAAUUUCUAUCAGAAAUCCCGAGCCUGAACACGCCUCAGAACCGGGCACUGGUCGAGCGCAUGGCCAUGGAUGAGUCUGAGGCACCCGUUUGGGUUCAGCUGUCGCCAGGGCUGGUGCCUCCGUUGCGGUCAUUUGGCGGUCGAUGCUUCUCAGCUGGGCCUGUAUCGCGUCCGUGGAAGUCGACAAGAGCUGAAACGCGUCGUCGUCUGGGCAUUUCGCUAUCCGCCCGUGUUUUGUUGGUCUGUUUUGGUAGUUUCGACUGUAAGACGCUAUUCGGGGAGCAAGGCUGUCCGUUGCACUCGUUUCUGGAACAAGUGGACCUCAUUCGGGAACCGGGCUCGCCUUGGCGAAUGAUGCUGCUCACCGAAUACGACGCGGUAUCAUCAUCGCCCAGGGUACGCUUCGUACAUCCUAGCGCAGCGACAUAUGUACCGGACUUGAUCCAGGCAGCGGACGUGGUACUCGGUAAACUCGGAUACGGGAUCAGUGCGGAAUGUCUCGCAGCUGGUACACCGCUGGUGUAUGUUCGGCGACCGCUCUUCUUGGAAGAAGAGGCGCUCCGUCGCGACCUCCAGGGACUAUGUGUAGAGCUCACCAUCGAGGAGUUGCGUUCCGGAUGUUGGCGAAGAGCUGUUCACCAGGCGCUCGAGAGCAAAGGCAGUACAGCACGAGCAAGGUUCGGUCCCGAGCAUCCGCUGGCGAGCAUCCGGCGCCUUGGUGCCCUCGUCCAGCAGUGGAUGCGAGGCUCACAGUAG
This is a messenger RNA of Cyanidioschyzon merolae strain 10D, 1326 nucleotides long. RefSeq lists its product as hypothetical. The coding region runs from base 1 to 1326 and encodes 441 amino acids. NCBI's taxonomy places the organism in Eukaryota, Rhodophyta, Bangiophyceae, Cyanidiales, Cyanidiaceae. The transcript has a single exon. The record is from RefSeq and is a predicted model, not a curated record.